AUGGACAAUGCCUUCAAUGUGUUCGAUGAAAUGGGCACAAGCUACAGAAAAAUUAGAAGAGCAAGGAUGGUUGCAAGUUUGCAAUAUGGUGGCAGUGGGUGCUUCACGGCAACAGGCAACAUGGUUACCGACCUGCUCUUCGAGAAGAGGCUGAAGCAGUUCGGUAUUGGUAGUGCCUUUCCACCCAAGAAGGACCUGCACCGGUUUGUCAAGUGGCCCAAGGUCGUGCGCAUCCAGCGGCAGUGCCGCAUCCUUAGGCAACACCUUGAGGUGCUGCCGCCGCUCAAUCAGCACUGUUUGGCCGACGCCAGUGCUUGGGCAGGCACGACAGCCCAGCUCGGACAUAGCACGAGCUGCUACGGCCUGGAGCGCUGGGGUCGGUCACGGUGGUGGCGAGAGGGCAGCGCGGCAACAGGCUCCUGGUCGAGCUCGAGCUCAAGCUCAAGCAUAGUGACGAGCGCCGGCCAGCACGCCAAAUAUGCUCAUGAACCUGUUACCCAUUUCGUCAUUCCGAUCCCCUAUAUGGGUGGUGACAUGAGCAACUAGCACUAGAAAAUUUUGCCAGACCAUGAAAACAACUACCUUUUACUUUGCUAUCAGGGAAGCAAAUAGUAGGCAGUGAUCUAAAAACAGAGUACAGAUUGUGAUGGCAUUACUUGUAUUCGUCUUCUGCCGCACUAUGUCAUGAACCCAUGGAUUGUUCCUGCAAUUCAACAUGAUGUGAUAUGUAAAACUUGUAUUUGAGUAAAGCAGUGGACAAGAUGUAUUUCUUACCAUAUGUUGUGAUUUUGUGUUGAAUUAUUAUUAUAUACCAUGCAUGCCAUUUGUUGCA
This is a messenger RNA of Panicum virgatum (switchgrass), 832 nucleotides long. RefSeq lists its product as uncharacterized. Lineage: Eukaryota; Viridiplantae; Streptophyta; Magnoliopsida; Poales; Poaceae. The coding region runs from base 1 to 546 and encodes 181 amino acids. The transcript is spliced from 5 exons. The record is from RefSeq and is a predicted model, not a curated record.